AUGGCUCCAGGCUGGACUUCAUAUGCUGGCAGAAUUCAGUACCAAACAUAUGAUGUGCUUACUCUCCUGAAAUCCGGUCAAGACAAUUGUAUAGGUGUCCGUGUGGCAGAAGGGUGGUUUUCUGGCCGACUUGGAUUCAGGGGUGGCCACCGUGAUACUUGGGGCUCGGUUAAUGCGCUCCUAAUGCAGUUAGAGUUGACUUUCCAGGACGGCGCAGUAAAAACUGUAGCAACCGAUCAAUCUUGGAUGGUCACCCGAGGUCCGAUCAGACUCGCUGAGAUUUAUGACGGCGAAAAGUACGAUGCCACGCUCGAAGUAGUCACGUUGUCCGCGCUCCCAGAAGCCACACAACUCGUGGCCAGUUGCAGUGAACCUGUACGACGAACGGAAGUGAUUAGACCGAAGGACAGAAUUGUGACUCCAAGUGGGAAUAUCAUUCUAGACUUUGGUCAGAACCUUGUCGGAUAUCUACGGUUGAAAGAUAUCUGUGGCCCUCGAGGUCACAAAACUACCCUGCGCCAGGCCGAAGUGUUGGAGAACGGGGAGCUUGGAACACGCCCGCUUCGAUUUUGCGACGCACUUGACCAGUAUACUCUGAAGGGGUCUGAAGAUGAACAGCCAGAGAUAUAUGAACCCAGAUUCACAAUUCACGGGUUUCGAUAUGCCCAAAUUGAUGGAUGGGUUGGUGACUUGGACUUAGCCACGGCCUCGAAUGCUAUUGAAGCCGUGGUAUGCCACACUGAUAUGAGAUCCAUUGGAGGAUUUUCUUGUUCAAACAGGCUCUUAAACCAGCUUUACAAGAAUGUGGUUUGGGGUAUGAAAGGUAACUUUCUUUCAGUUCCGACAGAUUGCCCGCAGAGAGACGAGAGGCUUGGUUGGACUGGUGAUCUAGCAUUGUUUGCACCGACAGCAUUGCUGAUAUAUGACUGUACCAGCAUGAUUAGAAACUGGCUAGUCGAUGUCGAGUUCGAUCAAGAUGUUCUCGGAGGCGUGCCGCCUAUGGACUGGCUUGACCCUACGGCACCACCUGAUCAACCUUGGAAGGGUGCAACUGAUGCGAGGAUGGUAUCUAAUAUGUUCCUUAUACACAGCCUCGAUCUUAUGGUGCAAAUCUCUGCUAUUCUCGAUAAAACUUCCGAGGAGGAGUUCUAUGCAAAAGAUUGUCAAGCCGCGCGAGAAGAAUUUCAGGCCGAAUUUGUUACAGCAAACGGCCGAGCUGGGGAGCGGUUGGUCGAGCUCGUGCGGAAGAAUGAAUUCAAAAUCAGCACGGGUUUCGCGGGCACACCGUAUGUUUGCGCGGCCUUGGCAGCCACAGGUAAUAUUCAAGUCGCAUAUGCAAUGCUCUUGGAGAAAAACUGCCCCUCCUGGCUGUACCCGGUCACUAUGGGCGCUACAACAGUAUGGGAAAGAUGGGACAGUAUGCAUCCGGACGGCUCUAUUAAUUCUGGCAACAUGACGUCUUUCAACCACUAUGCAUUUGGCGCCAUUGCUAAAUUCAUGUAUGAGAAGGUCGCCGGCCUGCAGCAGCUAGAGCCUGGUUGGACAAAGUUCCGCAUUGCACCAUCGGUAGGCGCUGAUUUUGAGAGUGCCUCUGCAGUGCAUGAGUCACGGUAUGGGCUCAUCAAGUUUUCUUGGGAAACCAAGGUCAUGAACGGGGGCAAGGAGGAGAUACUCUUGGAAGCAACGAUUCCCAGUGGCACGCGGGCGGAAAUUGUUCUUCCACAGGACGAUGGAGAGCUAAGGCAGGAGGUCGGAUCCGGAAGAUGGAAUCUUCGGUCAACAUUUAUCAGAAACAACGGCUGGCCUGUCACGGCCUUGCCGCCCAAGUCAUGA
This is a messenger RNA of Clonostachys rhizophaga, 1833 nucleotides long. The record is from the annotation of a GenBank genome assembly. Lineage: Eukaryota; Fungi; Ascomycota; Sordariomycetes; Hypocreales; Bionectriaceae.